AUGGCCCUAAAGGUGAUCAAGCUGCAGUGUAAGAAGGAUAUCCAGCAAUUGUUGACCAAGGCUGAAUUGGACCAGGCAGCCUGUUUGGUGAAAGAGUGGAAUGAGAGAAAGCUGCCACCUGAAGCCCAGGCAGAGGCAGCAACAAGUAAGGGCCAGAAGUAUGCAAAACAGUUUGCAUAUGACAUGUGGGAGCAGUGUGGGAUGAGAGUGGUGAUCAUGUCAGCAUGGAAGGAUAAGGAUGGUGAAGUGAUGGUUGGAGUGAAUGACUUCAAUGAUGAGCUGGGUGAUGGAGAGCUCUAUUUGGAUUGGGAAGACCUUCAUGGAAAGUG
Messenger RNA from Pisolithus orientalis, 329 nucleotides. RefSeq lists its product as uncharacterized. The annotation marks the transcript as partial. The record is from RefSeq and is a predicted model, not a curated record. The transcript is spliced from 4 exons. Lineage: Eukaryota; Fungi; Basidiomycota; Agaricomycetes; Boletales; Pisolithaceae.